Molecule: messenger RNA, 2132 nt
Organism: Quercus robur (English oak)
Lineage: Eukaryota; Viridiplantae; Streptophyta; Magnoliopsida; Fagales; Fagaceae
Product: sodium/calcium exchanger NCL1-like
Exons: 9
Coding region: 1-1911 (636 amino acids)
Biological process (GO): intracellular calcium ion homeostasis; calcium ion transmembrane transport
Cellular component (GO): membrane
Molecular function (GO): calcium ion binding; calcium:proton antiporter activity
Source: RefSeq, a predicted model, not a curated record
AUGAGGAUAAUUGGGAUUCGACGUGGACAAAAUAAUGUGGUUCUCAGGAUCCAUCCCACCAAAGAAUUAAUAGAUGCGAUAAACAUAGGUCUUUCUGCUGUCUUUAUUUGUUCCUGCUUGCAUACUUCGACAGUAGCCUAUCCUUGCUGGAGCGAACCCAUCACAAACAUUAAGUCCUUAGGGAAGGUUCCUCAUGAAGUUCAACGCGUGCAGCUGCCAACAUUUCAUGAUAACCCUUUGAUUCCAUCGGAUGGUUGUGAACAAACCUAUGGUGUUAUGCCAUGCACCAACACUGUCCUAGGAAAUGGCUUUCUAAUUCUUGUAUAUGCUUACUGCAUUUUCUGGGCUGCUAAGAUUUUGACUGAUGGAAGUGAGAUUUUGCUUGAAAUUCUUGGUUCGGGCAUCAUUGGUGGUCUCUCCUUGCUCAUAUUCAGCUCACUUCCGAAUGCUAUUAUCAUCCUUGCAUCGGGACUAUCCGAGACCAAGGAAACUGCUCAAAGUCAGCUCUCCAUUGGAAUGGGCUUGCUGGCUGGAACAGCUGUUAAUCUUCUGACAUUACUUUGGGGAUCCUCUGUUUUAUUUAGCAGGCACGACCUUGAAGAGUCUGCAGAUUCAACAGAUACAAAACGCUUUAGCUUUACUGGGUCAGUUGUCAAGACUGAUAUCCAAACCACCGAUGCUGCAAGGAUCAUGGUUUUAUCUGUUAUCCCAAUCAUGGUAGUCUUACUACCACAAGCGUUUAAAAAAACAUCUCAGAGUCGCUAUGCUUUAUUGAUUUCAGUCAUUGUCUCAUUUUCAUUAUUGAUUUCCUAUGGAGUCUAUCAGAUUUUUUAUCCUUGGAUUCAGAAGAGAAAAUUGGACUACGCAAAUCAAAAGCAUCAAUUGUCAAAUAAACAUUCAAAAAGCAACGUAUCACGAAUAUUUUAUAAAGAAAAUGGCGAACCAGACACAGCUGCCUUUAUAAAGUUAUUUAAGAAGAUUGAUACUAAUGAUGAUGGAUACCUCUCACCGAUGGAGUUGAAAGUACUUCUUUUAGGAAUAAAUCUUAAACGACAUCUUGAUAUUGAUGCUGCUGUGGAAAGUGUUUUGAGAGAUUUUGAUGCAUCUGAAGAAUCUCGUAUUAGCAUGGAUAGGUUUCUCAUACAUUUUCCAAAAUGGUUGGAUGAGACUAAGCCUUCAGAUAUGCGUGACAAUCAUCAUAGUCUACAGAAUGUUUAUCUCACUCAUCAUCGUCCCAAGCCAAUAAGGUUUAAACACAAAUUGCAUCCACAUAGAAAUGAGAAUCAGCAUUUACUUGGGGAACAAAGUGAUUUAGCUGGGAAGAGCGUUGGAAAUUCCAAAUUCAAUCAUCAUCGCCCCCGCCCAAUAAGAUUUAAACAUAGCUUUCCUCAGCAGAGUUAUGGGAAUAUGCAAGUCAUUGGAAAUCUUAAAUGGGUUGUCUGUAAAACAAUAUUGAUGCUGCUUCUUGGAAUUCUUGUUGCAUCUUUUUUUGCUGAUCCCCUCGUGGACGUUGUUGAUAACUUCGCCAUUGCCACAAGAAUUCCCUCUUUCUUUAUCUCAUUCAUCAUUCUGCCUUUUGCUGGAUGUAGUGAUGUUGUGUUGGCUCUAUUUCUUGUUAGCAGAGAGAAACCAAGCAUUGUUGGAAAAUUAACAUUUUCUGAGAUUUAUCGAUUAGUGACUGUGAAUAACAUCAUUGGCUUGUCGAUCUUCUUAAGCCUCAUAUACAUUCGCAAUUUGGAGUGGUAUUUCUCAAUUGAAAUGCUGACCAUUGUGAUUGUAUGCAUUGCGAUUGGUCUUCUUGCUAGUUUUCGGACCACCUUCCCCCCUUGGAUGUGUGCGGUGGCAUACACACUUUAUCCAUUCUCCCUUGUGUUGGUUUAUGUUCUUGACUCUGUUCUUGGAUUGUCUUAGAAUUAUUUCUCUUUAUAAAUUUAUGUAUCUAUGAAGGCAACUCCUUUAGAAACUUUAGCUUUUGGAUAAAUUUGAUACUCCAUACUAAAUCUUGGUUGAAUUUAUGCUAACCUGUUAUAUGUGCAUUGUCUCUCUACUUGUGAAUGAAAAUUCACAUUUGCUUUGAUGUUCAAGAAUCAUAAGUUCUUUAUGAAAUAAAUCAAAAUAGGUUUUGUGUUGUA